Fusarium sp. VM40 is the source of this 1086-nucleotide messenger RNA. The record is from the annotation of a GenBank genome assembly. NCBI's taxonomy places the organism in Eukaryota, Fungi, Ascomycota, Sordariomycetes, Hypocreales, Nectriaceae.
AUGUAUCAACAAGUCGCCACCUUCCAAGGCCUACCCUUCGACAUACAUUUCGAAAUGGCCAAGUAUCUCAACUACCAGGACUUUCUGAACCUUACGUCCACGAAUCGAUACUUUCACACAGUCCUCAAUCCGAAGAUUAUCCUGGGCUUGGAGCAGAUCGCAGACUUCGUCAUCGAGCGUGACGACUAUUUGCGUAAGAUAGGUCAUGAGCUUUUUGGAUGCACCAAUUGUUACAAAUUCCUACCUAAGAAGAAGUUUGGCAAGCAAGAUUACUUCUACAGCAUAACAUAUUCGUUUCGAUCUUGUUUGGACUGCACUGCGGCUUUGAAGCCGCGACGCCAUUUGGACUCAAUUAGCAGUGCAGACAGCAGCCUGAGAUAUUACUUCUGUCACAAUUGUGGAAAGUGUCGAACAAAGUCCGAGAGGUGCAGUGGAAAGCAAAUCGAGUGGGAUUCCAAGAAAGAAGAAGCAGCGGAAGCCUUGUCUCUGUGCGCACAACCCCGACGUCAGCAACAAAGCAUUGAAAAACUUCCAGCGAAAAUCCUGAAGAAGAUAUCUUCGUUUCUCGGCUUCUUAGAUGUGCUUCACCUCGCACAAGUAAGUCGAGAGUUAAACGACGUCGUCAAGCCGAACCAAUAUGUGCCACUGCACACUCGUUAUCGAUUUGUCCACGACAAGUGGACAAAGGAUGUUCAAAACGUUGCGUGGUCGUACAUGAAGAUGAUUCCCUGCUACAUGUGUUGUCAGAUCCUACCCAAGGAUAAAUUCACACCCAAACAGAUCAAAUUGUGCAGUGAGUACCCGGAGACGGCCUGGAAGAUGCGCUGCCAAGUUUGUGUGUGGCUCAUGGGCCGCAGCGCUAUCAGCGCCAAGCGUAUAGAACACAGACGCCGUGAGAUGUGCGAGACCUGUGGGUGUAUUAAGUAUGCCAGAACGACAUGUGGUGGUUGUAUGGAACUUUACGUUGGAGGAUCUAUCGACCGGAAGACUCUGUACCCGAACGACGUUAAACUGGAAGACAGCCUAUCCUUGAUAGGCAUCAUGUUCGACAGCAAGGACGAAAUGGGGGAUGAAAAGAUGAACUGA